Molecule: messenger RNA, 492 nt
Organism: Rangifer tarandus platyrhynchus (Svalbard reindeer)
Lineage: Eukaryota; Metazoa; Chordata; Mammalia; Artiodactyla; Cervidae
Source: the annotation of a GenBank genome assembly
AUGAAGCCUUCCUUGGGAUUAAGAGGACUCUUCAUCCUUUUUCCUUUGACAUGGACUUGUGCUGGGGAUUGGUCAGCUGUGAAAGUACGCUGCAGCUACUUUUGGUUCUAUGCCAAGAUUAAACCCACACUAUUUCAAAAUUUGUACAUGAAUCCUGAUGAAGCAUUUUUAGGAGAUGACUGCCCUGUAACCUACAUUUCACCAGAUGCUCAUUAUGAAUUUUUCUACUAUUCUAAUAAAUGCGGCAUCAUAAUCAAAACUUUCCAGGAGACUCUUCUGCUUCAGACUAAAGUCAAGUACAUCUCAAGCAACUCCGGAGACACCGCUGAAAUGCCGCUGUCCUGUGUCGUCACGAAACAAGCGAGCAUGUACCGUUUGUCAGAUGAAACUGAAAGUGGAGAUGAUGAAACCAGCUCUGCAGACAUGGAAGUUGCUUAUAUAAUGCAGUCACAGAACGAUCUGAAUACUAUAUUCUCUCUGUGCGCCAAAUGA